Molecule: messenger RNA, 3910 nt
Organism: Camelus dromedarius (Arabian camel)
Lineage: Eukaryota; Metazoa; Chordata; Mammalia; Artiodactyla; Camelidae
Gene: TRMT10C
Product: tRNA methyltransferase 10C, mitochondrial RNase P subunit
Exons: 2
Coding region: 197-1456 (419 amino acids)
Biological process (GO): positive regulation of mitochondrial translation; mitochondrial tRNA 5'-end processing
Cellular component (GO): mitochondrion; nucleoplasm; nucleus
Molecular function (GO): tRNA binding
Source: RefSeq, a predicted model, not a curated record
CGGGAAGAAAGGGUGGGACUUCCGGCUGCGGCUCUUCGGUCAGCAACCGAUACGGCGUGGAGUGAUAGGCGGACUGUGGUUGUUUGCGGAGCGGAUCUCUGGGCAGCGCUUCGCGGCCGAAUCCUGCGUCCUCUUGGGGUCCCUGCGAUUUGCACCGGUGGGAAACAUCCUGUCUGCACUCCUGGGCUUUUCUUAUAUGCCUAUUUUCCUCAAAAUGAGUGUUACCUUCUUAAGACCUUUUGCCAGAGUUUUGGUGCCAUUUACCCUUCAUAGGAAGAGAAGGGUUUUAUGUUCAACUGUUCUGCAGAGACACAUGUCUUCCAAAAUACCAGCUGCAUCCUACCCUAAUAAGGAGAGUACAUCACCUCCUGAACAGCUGGAGUUGGAUGGGUGGAAAAUUACAAUGAAAUCUAGCGCUCAAGAAGAGGGUGUUUCAACAGUUUUGAGUAGCAAGGAUGAAGAUCCUCUAGCUGCCACCAAGGAGCUAAUUGAGAUGUGGAGACUACUUGGCAGAGACGUACCAGAACACAUCAGUGAAGAAGAGCUCAAAACCAUUAUGGAAUGUGUUUCUAAAUCAUCCAAAAGAAAAUAUUUAAAAUAUUUAUAUAUUCGGGAAAAAAUGAAAAAAGUCAAGCAAAUAAAAAAGGAAAUGAAAAUAGCAGCAAAAGAACAAGUAAAGAAAGAUCAGCUACCAGAAACCACUAAGGAAGAUAAACAGCAAAACUUUCUAUUUCUCCGACUUUGGGAUAGGAAUAUGGACAUUGCAAUGGGCUGGAAGGGUGCCCAGGCCAUGCAGUUUGGACAACCUCUGGUUUUUGACAUGGCUUAUGAUGACUGUAUGAAACCAAAAGAACUGCAGAAUGCUGUUUCUCAACUUUUAGAAAGUGAGGGAUGGAACAGGAGAAAUGUCGAUCCUUUCCAUAUUUAUUUUUGCAAUCUUAAAACAGGUGGUGCUUACCAUAGAGAGUUAGUUAAACGUUAUGGAGAAAAGUGGAACAAAUUGCUUUUAACAGCAACAGAAAUGUCUCAUGUAGAUUUAUUUCCAAAGGAUAAUAUGAUAUAUUUAACUGCAGAUUCUCCCAAUGUUAUGACUACUUUCAAGCAUGACAAGAUUUAUAUAGUGGGAUCUUUGGUUGAUAAGAAUAUGCAGCCAGGCAUAUCCCUAGCCAAGGCAAAACGGCUGAAGCUGGCAACAGAAUGCCUUCCACUAGAUAAAUAUUUACAGUGGGACACUGGUACGAAAAAUCUCACCUUAGAUCAAAUGAUACGUAUUUUGUUAUGUCUGAAAAACACUGGUAAUUGGGAAGAGGCUCUGAAGUUUGUUCCUAGGAGAAAACAUACUGGUUAUCUGGAGAUUUCUCAGCAUUCUCAAGAGUUUAUUAACAGACUGAAGAAGUCAAAGACUUUUAAUUCAUUUCCAAGAAGCUCUGUAAAUAGACGCUCACAGAAAAGUUAGCUUGAAUUAGAAUAAUUCAUUAUAAUCCAGUUCUAUUAGUCUAUUUCAUCCUGAAUGGAAUUCACUUGCUCUUUCUUUUAAAGGUUGUUUUUCCAAACUAACUGAAAUACUGUCUUUCUCCGAUUAAUUAAAUAUCUACAAAACUUUGGAACUAUAUUUUGUUUACUAUAAAAGGAAACAAUAGUAUUAAAAAGUAAAAAGAGUUGUCCACAUUUAUUUGAGUCCAGUAAAACAACUGUACCACUGGUGUGGCUUUUUUAUGACUACUUUGAGCCUCAGACUUCAUUUUCCUUCUUAAAUGUUCUUUUAGCCAUGUCAGUAACUACCCUUUCUUCAAAAAUUGAUGAAUCUUCAGGUGGUGGUUGAUUUUUUAAAGUAACAGUUGGUACAGUGCUGGGCAUGUCAUAGGCACUAAGGUAUAUUGUUUAACUGUAUCUUGGUUAAACAGAAAGUUAAGACACCCCUUGGCAUGUCAUGAAAUUGGGCUGCAUAAUGCCAAGUGGGCUUGUGGGGAUAAAACUCAUUUCUUGUCCUUUUAGGAAAAAUGAUUUAUUUUAGAGUGUUACUAUAGCACUUCCCAUAUUGUAGAUGGCUUUUUUUUUUUUUUUUCAAGGAAAUACUUCCUAUUCUCUAGCCCUGUGAUUUGAAUGGAAGCUGCCAUAUUUUUACAGACCUUACCCCCUGGCCACAGCUGAUUAUCCCAAAAAAGACACCUCACUCAAGCUUUGAGAUGUGUAUCUGACUUUAAGACAGGUCAGUCAGAAUCCUUUUCCAGGAUUUUUGGACUUCUCAAGAUAGCCUGUGUUAACUUUUCUAGUGGCAAACUUUGAGAGAUAGGAAGCUCUGGAAUUGGUGGUGACCAUGCCCUCUUCUGUGAAGGAAGUCAGGCAUACAGAAAUGAACUUUAGGAACCAUAUUCAUUGUAGACUUUUUGCACCAUUAAAAAUUUUGAAAACAUGGGAAAUAGAGAUGUAUGGCCAAGUAUUUGUACCUAGUUCCUAAACUGGAAAUUAGCACAAGGUAUACUAUCCAAUACAUCUCUUAAAGCAGGACUCAAGUCUUCUACCAAAUACUAAGUACCUACUCUGUGCCAAAUAGUUACUAUGCAAUUUUCAUUAAUUAUUUAAACAACUAAGUUUAUGUACUAUCAUUAACACCUUUUUUACAGAUAAGGAAAAUUUACUUAAAAUAAUUCAGCCUUUAAGUAUCUCAAUUCAAAAGGUCUGUCUGACUUUAGUCUCAGCUUUUAAUCUAUAAAUUAAGCCCUCUAUAAUAAGGCAAGUGUGAAAUGGAAUGGAAAAACACAGAAUGCCUAGCCCAAACUCAAGGAAUCGGGAAAGGCCUUUAAGAAAGUGAUGUGUAAACUUAGAAUUGAUGAGAAGUGCAUUAUGAGUGAAUUUCAACUCUUAGACCCUACUAAGUAGCAAGGUGCUAAUACUUGAACAGCUUGAGAUAGAUUGAAAAUAAAAGCUUGCUUAGUGUGCAAGAGGUCCUGGGUUCGAUCCCCAGUACCUCCGCUAACAUAUAUACAUACGUAAAGUAGCACAGUGGUUAAGAACAAGGGGUUAAGACUGCCUGACAGGAUCGGCACUAGAGGAAAGCAAACAAGGCUCCUAGAGCACCUCACUAGUCUGUGUCCCAGCCCUGCUCUCUGCGUUCCACCCUGACAGGUUCUGACAUUGCCUAAAUUUUUGUUUGUUUUGGGGGGGAGGGAGGUAAUUAGGUUUAUUUAUUUUUGAUGGAGGUACUGGGGAUUGAACCCAGGACCUCGUGUAUGCUAACACUAUAUCCUCCCCUCUGACAUUGCUUAAAUUGAUUAAUCUCUUGAAAUUUCAGUUUUCCUCAUCUAUAAAAAAGAGAAAUAGUUCUUGACAUAAAACAUUGAAUAUGGUGUCUGGCACAUAAGUGCUAAGUAAAUAUAAACUAUCUAAUUCAGACUAUAUAUUCAGAAUAUAUAGAAUAUCUAAUACACUAUAUGCAAGUUAUUGUGUCCCUUUGAGGAGUAUAUUUCUAUUUCUGUGUAACAAUAUGCUAAGGUGUUUCAGUGAUGCAACAGUAUAAUUUUUUAAAAAGCAAUAACUGAUUUCUAAAACUGCUUCUCAUGUAGAUAAAUCAGUGGCAAGCUUAUCCACAGUUUGAGCUCAAACUGAUUUUAGUUUUCCAAAUUUUUUAGAAUUUAGAAUUUAGCAGAACCUCAGAUACUGCUUCAAUUUCUCCAAACUAGAUGGUCUCAUUUCCCAGCACUAAGUAGGCAGUAACAGCUUUUCUCUCUAUCUCAAACACCUAAUAAUUUAUAGUAUUCAUCAUCUUUGAUGGCUUUGUUGCCUAUGUUCUCAUUGUCUUCCCCUUCUUACCUAUUAAUGUUUUCAUGUAAUAACAUUUCUAGUUCUCUCCUUUUGCUCUUUUCAAACAUGCUACCAAAUUCCCAACUUCUAAUAAAAGUUUUUAAAAGUC